Cladophialophora psammophila CBS 110553 is the source of this 2163-nucleotide messenger RNA. RefSeq lists its product as uncharacterized. NCBI's taxonomy places the organism in Eukaryota, Fungi, Ascomycota, Eurotiomycetes, Chaetothyriales, Herpotrichiellaceae. Gene Ontology annotation, molecular function: calcium ion binding; L-glutamate transmembrane transporter activity; L-aspartate transmembrane transporter activity. The transcript is spliced from 3 exons. The coding region runs from base 1 to 2163 and encodes 720 amino acids. The record is from RefSeq and is a predicted model, not a curated record. Gene Ontology annotation, biological process: L-glutamate transmembrane transport; malate-aspartate shuttle; aspartate transmembrane transport.
AUGGCGACCGUCAAGGAAGCCGUAAAAGAGUCCCUACUGGGUUCGACGGCUCCUUCAAGCUUAUCCACGGAGUCGCGCAUGACUUUUUUGAGACACUCAAACAAAGAUCAAGAUGGAGAGCUUUACAUGAAUGAGGAGGAUUUUAUCAAUGCCAUCGCGCCUCCAGAAGAAGACUAUCACAAAAUUAAACGGGAACAAUAUGGCAUCCUCUUCGGUGUCGCCGACCGUCAUAAGCGCGGGAAAAUCACCAUGUCAGAAUGGGCCGCCUUUGACAACCUCCUGGCCAAGUCCGAUGCAGAGUAUGAAAUCGCAUUCCGAUUGUUCGAUGAAGAUGGCACAGGUUCAAUCAAGUCAGACACCUUCCAGAAGAUCUACGAGCAAAACAGAGGCCAAGAAAGUAUCCCCUUCGACUUCAACUCAGAGUGGGCUUCACUGUACAUUGGUGGGAAAAAAAAGAGGCAUGAAAUGACCUACCCGCAGUUUGCGCAGAUGAUGCGUGGUCUGCAGGGUGAGCGCAUUCGACAAGCCUUCCAUUUGUAUGACAAGGAUAAGGAUGGGUACAUUGACCCGAAGGAUUUCGAGCGAAUCAUUCGGGCAACUGCAGGACAUAAGUUGUCCGACCAUCUACUGGAGCACCUCCCAACCUUGUGCAAUAUCUCAUCAGGAACAAAGAUCUCAUACGCAAACGUCCGCGCCUUUCAGAACGUCAUCCGUGAAAUGGAUCUUCUCGACCUCAUCAUCCGCAAUGCGACAUCAAAGUCCCCGGACGGCAGGAUCGACCGCACAGAUUUCCUCAAUGAAGCCGCCCGGUUGACGCGAUUUUCUCUCUACACUCCCAUGGAGGCCGAUAUCUUGUUCCACUUUGCCGGCCUCGACUCACCUUCGGGACGCUUGAGUCUGGAUGACUUCGCCAAGGUGUUGGAUGCGAGCUAUCAAACAGCCGGUGCAAAGUUGAACGCAGUGGCCGAAGUUGCCGACCGGGCCAUGUCCAAAUCCCAACAAUUUCUUCGCAGCUUGCUCGAGUCUGCACAUCACUUCGGUCUUGGUUCCAUUGCUGGUGCAUUUGGUGCUUUCAUGGUCUAUCCGAUCGAUCUGGUCAAGACUCGUAUGCAAAACCAGCGGAGCACGCGUCCCGGUGAACGACUUUACGAAAACUCAAUCGACUGUGCGCGCAAGGUAAUACGAAAUGAGGGCAUCCGUGGAUUGUACUCGGGUGUUUUGCCUCAGUUGGUCGGGGUUGCUCCGGAAAAGGCCAUCAAGCUCACGGUGAACGAUCUCGUGCGAGGACGAUUUACAGACAAACAGACUGGCAAGAUCCAGCUCUGGGCGGAGAUUUUCGCUGGUGGUUCGGCAGGGGCUUGUCAAGUGGUCUUUACCAACCCGCUCGAAAUCGUCAAAAUCCGUCUACAGGUUCAAGGCGAAUUGGCCAAGAAAUCCGAUGCGGUCCCAAAACGUAGCGCGAUGUGGAUUGUUCGAAAUCUCGGUAUCCUGGGUCUGUACAAAGGUGUAACAGCCUGCUUGCUGCGCGACGUCCCUUUCUCGGCCAUCUAUUUCCCCACGUACAGUCAUCUCAAGAGAGAUUUCUUUGGCGAAUCACCCACCAAGUCAUUGGGCGUAGUGCAGCUUCUGACUGCCGGUGCCAUUGCUGGUAUGCCAGCCGCUUAUCUGACGACCCCUUGCGAUGUGAUCAAAACUCGACUGCAGGUGGAAGCCCGUAAAGGAGAAGCAACCUACAACGGUCUUGGAGAUUGCGCACGCAAGAUCCUCAAGGAAGAAGGCUUCAAAGCGUUUUUCAAGGGCGGCCCUGCACGUAUCCUCCGUUCAUCACCGCAAUUCGGCUUCACACUGGCUGCGUACGAAGUCUUAUCGACGCUACUCCCAUUCCCUGGCUCCGAAGAGGCAGACAAAGUCAAGUUGCAUGGCGGUGUCACGGGCGUGGCCGGCAGAGUGGAACCGGGCGUAGGCCUUAGAGAGGCAAAGGCCCCGUUGCCCUACCUGCGGAGUCGCAACGCGUUGAAGAUCCUGCUCGACCUGGACGUUAACUUCGGCCGGGUCAAGCCGAGUAAAGAAGCUGGGAGCCUGAUGCAGCAACAUGCCAUGGCAGCAGCAGCGAGCAAAGAAGCCGUCCAGAAGGGCGUUGGCUGGUUCGGGAGGAAAUUGUAA